AUGUCGGUUCAGGGCCUCACCAACCAAUUUGGGGGUAUGGGAUUUGGCGGUUCACCCCAGCCAGAUAACCAAAACUAUGGGGGUCACGGCCAGUAUAGCGCAAAUCAAGGAGGUCCUCCUCCGCCUCAACCCGCAUAUCAACCACCCUCAGACAAGCCACCCUUGCCUCAGGGUUGGACUCCGUACUUCGACCAGCAACACCAGCGAUGGUACUAUGUAGAAGAGGCAACGGGUAAGACACAAUGGGAAGCACCAGGCUACAGCCCGCCGCCAAUGCAAAGUCCCCCUAUGCAAAGUCCUCCUCCAGGGAGCGCCUAUGCAGGGUACGACGAGGUCCAAACCAAAGGCGAUAAAGGAGGAAAGAAGGGACAUGGUGGAGGAGGGAUGCUUCUUGGUGCUGCCGGUGGUCUUGCUGCUGGCGCUAUCGGCGGAGCUGUGCUUCACCAUGCUCUCCAUGACAGCGACAGCAGCGACGAUGAAAGGCAUGACCACCAGUCUUAUGUUGCUCCCACCGCAGCGGCUGCAGCAGCUCCAGCUGUGACCAACGUCUACCAGACGGAGUAUGUUACAUACAACAACGCUCCUCCUGCCAUGUAUGCCGCCAAUAGAUACGACAGCGACCGAGAGUCGCUCGACGAGGCUCGCCAGGACGUUUACGAGGCACGCCAGGACUAUCAAGAGGCGUUGGAGAAUGCCGCCAGCUCGAGUGCUAGUAGCAGUGACAGAGAGGAGUUGGAAGAGCGACGAGAGGAAUUGUACGAAGCGGAGGAAGAGUAUGCGGAGGAGUAUGAUGACUACUAUGAAGACUAA
Molecule: messenger RNA, 810 nt
Organism: Pochonia chlamydosporia 170
Lineage: Eukaryota; Fungi; Ascomycota; Sordariomycetes; Hypocreales; Clavicipitaceae
Product: WW domain-containing protein
Exons: 2
Coding region: 1-810 (269 amino acids)
Molecular function (GO): protein binding
Source: RefSeq, a predicted model, not a curated record